This is a messenger RNA of Peromyscus leucopus (white-footed mouse), 1050 nucleotides long. Its product is annotated as keratin-associated protein 9-1-like. The record is from RefSeq and is a predicted model, not a curated record. NCBI's taxonomy places the organism in Eukaryota, Metazoa, Chordata, Mammalia, Rodentia, Cricetidae. The transcript has a single exon. The coding region runs from base 1 to 1050 and encodes 349 amino acids.
AUGUCACAGGUGUCUCCUGCUGCAGCCCCUGCUACCACGGUGUCUCUCCUGCUGCAGCCCUGUCACGGUGUCUCCUGCUGCCAGCCCUUCACGUGUCUUCUGCUGCAGCCCUUUGUCCCAGUGUCUCCUGCUGCAGCCCCUGUCACGGUCGUUCUCCUGCUGCCAGCCCUUGCUCAGUGUCUCGUGCUGCAGUCAGCCCACUCUCACCGUGUCUUCCUGCUGCCGAGCCCCUGUCACAGUGUCUCCUGCGCCCUGUCACCGGUGUCUCCUUGCUGCAAGCCCCUGUCCUCGGUGUAUCUGCAGCUCACCUUCACAGUGCUCAUGCCUGCAGCCCCGUCACGAGUGUCUCCGCUGCAGCCCCUGUACGAGGGUGCUCUCCUGCCUGCAGCCCCUGUCACGGUCACUGUCUCCUGCUGCAGCCCCUGUCACGGUGUCUCCUGCUACCCCAUUCCACAGUGUCUCCUGCUGCAGCCCCUGUUCACCUCUCUUGCUGCGCCCCUGUCACGGUGUCUCUUGCUGCAGCUGUCACCGGUGAUUUCUCUGCAGCCCUUUUCACAGGUGUCUCCUGCACUGCAGCCCCUGUCAACAGUGUUCCUGCUGCCAGCACCUGUUCACGGUGUAUUCUGCCGUGGCAGCCCCGCUGUUCACAGUGUCUCCUGCAGCCCCGUGUUCACAGUGUCUGCCUGUCAGCCCCUGUCACCACUGUCUCUGCCAGCCCCUUCAACACUGGGUCUCCUGCAGCCCCUUGCAGUGCUCUCCUGCUGCAGCCCCCUGUCACAGUUUCUUCCUGCUGCAGCCCCUGUCACGGUGUCUCCUGCUUGUAGCCCUGUCACGGUGUCUCCUUGCCUGCAGCCCCUGUCACAGGGGUUGUCUCCUGCCUGCCCGCCCUUUCACAGUGUCUCCUACUGCAGCCCCUGUCCCGCGUUCUCCUGCUCCAGCCCCUGUCACGGUGUCUCCACUGCAGCCCCGUGUCACAGUGUCUUCCUGCUGCAGCCCCUGUCACAGUGUUCUCCUUGCUGCCAGCACCCUGUCACGGUGUCUUCCUGCUGA